AUGGGAUCAGUAUUUUUGCCCCAUUUACAUACGGGCUGGCAUGUGGACCAAGCAAUCCUUUCUGAGGAUGAGAGAUUGGUAAUAGUACGCUUUGGUCGUGAUUAUGAACGUGAGUGUAUGAUCAUGGAUGAGCUUCUCUUUGGAAUUGCAGAAAAGGUUAAAAACUUUGCAGCUAUUUAUCUCUGUGAUAUAGAUGAAGUGCCAGAUUUCAAUAACAUGUAUGAACUAUUUGAUCCGUGUACCGUGAUGUUUUUCUAUAGAAAUAAACAUAUGAUGUGUGACUUUGGGACGGGGAAUAAUAACAAAUUAAAUUUCUUGGUUGGUGAUAAACAAGAACUAAUAGAUAUUAUAGAAACUAUAUAUAGAGGUGCUAGAAAGGGGAAAGGUUUGGUGGUAAGUCCAAAAGAUUACAGUGCCAAACACUAG
[Candida] anglica is the source of this 426-nucleotide messenger RNA. Lineage: Eukaryota; Fungi; Ascomycota; Pichiomycetes; Serinales; Debaryomycetaceae. The record is from the annotation of a GenBank genome assembly.